Messenger RNA from Onychostoma macrolepis, 3078 nucleotides. It is a transcript of the gene bbs1, whose product is annotated as Bardet-Biedl syndrome 1. The record is from RefSeq and is a predicted model, not a curated record. Gene Ontology annotation, cellular component: axoneme; centrosome; BBSome. Bases 1262 to 3028 code for a protein of 588 amino acids. Gene Ontology annotation, biological process: non-motile cilium assembly; protein localization to cilium. The transcript is spliced from 17 exons. Lineage: Eukaryota; Metazoa; Chordata; Actinopteri; Cypriniformes; Cyprinidae. Gene Ontology annotation, molecular function: smoothened binding; patched binding.
GCAGCCACAACACCACUUAUGUUUUAUUUAUUUUUUUCCUUUUUAUUCGAAACAUUCCCAAACGCAUUAUCUAUAUUAUGAAAUAUUUUGAUUCUCACCUUUAUAGAUUAUGUUGAUAGUGGGCAAUGGUCAAAGUAACCUGUAAUCUAUUAACUAUGCAUAAAAACCUGUCUGUUUAUGGGUGUCAUGCCAUAACAUAUUUUUAAUAUGACUGGCUUUAUAUUUAAUGUGAAUUUAACAUUGAAAGUUAAUGUGAAUAAAAACAUUGCAAGUUAGGCUACUAAUCAUAACACUUUCAUUGUACAGAAAGAGAAGAACAUUUUCACUGAGAGUCUAGAGUUCAAGCACUCUCAAAAACUCCCAUUAAAAUCACCGAAGCUGUUUACACUAUGAAAUUAAUAUCUUACAGAUUCGUACACACAUUUGCACUUUGUUGUUUCUGACCAGAGAAUUCCAGAAAGAGGUAUUUGGUCAGCGAGCAAGUGAAGAAAACACUGGCAUUUUAGCGAUGACUCGUCUGAACACCUAUGGUUGGUCAUUGCAUUCAUAAGCUCAACAGCAUCGUGUGUGAUUGGCAGCACUGUAAAAACGCGUCUGUCUCUGGCUCAGCGCCAGCCAGCGUCCAGCGAAAGCAGAUUUGAAUUUAGCAGCUGAUCUAAUCACGCUGGUGUGAUUUGAUGAAAUAUAAGAAAUAUUAAUCGGCAAAUUUUUGUCUUUUGGAAGCUGCAUUCAAAAUCCACUUGGCUCAAAAAUCUGAGGGGGCACGUGCCCCUUACUUUGAAUGGGCAUGACGCCUCUGUGUUCAGUUAUUAGCUAAUAAUAGUUCUUAUUAUUGUCAGUGUUGAAAACUGUUUUUUUGCUGCUUAAUGUGGAAAACGUGUUUUUUUAUAAAUCUUCCGCAACACUGCAAUGCUGAAUAAAAUAUAAUUUUACCCUAAACUUUUGAAGCAGAACAACUGUUUUCAACUUUUAUAAUAAUAAUAAGAGUGUCUUAAGCGCCAAAUCAGCAUAUUAGAAUGAUUCCCGAAGAAAAGAAAAUGUUAUUUUUUUAAAAAUCCCUCACAUUCGGAACUAUUCGUUAAAAUGAACUAUUCCUGGCGGAAGCGUUUCGAUGUAGCGCACUUAAGCUCUCCCGCUGGAGUGGUUGCCAUAGGAACAAGCAAAGCCGAUCUGAGGAUUACAGCAGACAGUCCAAGCAGUUUGAUUAUCACAGCUUAAAAUCAUUAAUAAAGAGCAUUUGAUAUCAGAUAUCAAAUCCGUCAUGUCCUCUGUUUCCCAGGAGCUGAAAGACACUUCAGUGGCCAGCUCCAAAUGGCUUGAUGCUCACUAUGACCCAGUCGCCAAUCUCUACACCUUUUCCUCUUGCAUCGCACUUUCAGAUUUGCAUGGAGAUGGCGAGAAUAAGCUGGUGGUGGGUGAUCUUGGCACAGGAGUGUGUAACAUGAAGCUAAAGGUGUACCGUGGCACUGGUCUUUUGAGUGAAAGCACCCUGCUGGACCUGCCCACUGGCCUGGUCUCCUUUCUCAUGGACCUGCACGAGCCACGGACACCAGCCAUCGCUGUGGCCUCCGGUCCCUUCAUCUACGUCUACAAGAACCUGAGGCCCUACUUCAAGUUCACGCUGCCAAGUCUGGAGGUGAACCCUCUGGAGCAGGAUGUCUGGAGUCAGGCCAAGGAGGACAUGAUUGAUCCAAUGACGCUUAAAGAGAUGUUAGAAGGUUUAAGGGACAAAUCUGAAAUUCCACUCUCUGUCAGAUCACUACGGUUCCUCAUGCUUGAGCCACAGGAAAUGGAGAAUUUCGUUCUUCUUCAUAAAGAACAGCCUAUACGUAGACAGACGGUCAUUACCUGUAUAGGGACAUUGAAGAAGAACAUGGCAGAUGAGGAUGCAGUUAGCUGCCUGGUGAUUGGCACAGAGAAUGCUGAUGUUUUCAUAUUAGAUCCAGAGGCCUUUACCAUCCUCUACAAGAUGUCACUUCCCAGUACACCUACCCUAAUGGACGUGACGGGUCAGUUUGAUGUGGAGUUCCGUAUCACUGUGGCAUGUCGCAACGGCAACAUCUACAUAUUACGCAGGGAUUCCCCGAAGCCCAAGUACUGCAUUGAGCUGUCCUCUCACCCAGUGGGACUGGUGAGGAUGGGAAAGAAUGUAGUUGUUGGAUGUACUCAUGAGACACUGCACGGUUACACUCAAAAAGGGAAAAGGCUUUGGACUGCUUAUUUGCCAGCCCCCGUUACCACCAUGGCGCUGAUGGACCUUCCCACACGAGGAUUUCAGGCUGUGCUGGUGGGUCUGGCCAACUGUGAAGUACACAUGUACCGAGACAAAAAUCUCGUCAGCACCAUCAAGACACCAGACGUAGUGACAAGUAUUUGUUUCGGACGUUAUGGACGGGAAGAUGGCACUCUCAUAAUGACCACCAAUGGAGGAGGUUUGAUUGUGAAGAUCCUCAAGAGGACGGCUGUGUUUGAUGACAGGGACUCGGCCCCUGGACCUCCAAUAGCCCAGAGCAUUCGUCUGAAUGUGCCCAAGAAGACCAAGCUCUACGUGGACCAGACCUUGAGAGAGCGUGAAAAUGCAGUUGCCAUGCACCGAGCUUUUCAGAUGGACCUGAGCAGGCUGCGUCUCGCUGCAGCACGGGCCUAUGUCAAAGCUCUGGAGUCCAGCCUCACGCCCAUGUCGGCGAGUCUGACCGAGCCACUCAAGAUGAAUGCUGUGGUUCAAGGGUUGGGCCCAUCCUUCAAGCUCACGCUGAACAUCCAGAACACUGCAGCGUGCCGUCCGGUCAUGAACCUAGCCAUCAGUUUUCUGUACGAUGAAAAUUUGUAUAGCAUGAGGACGGCCUUUUUUAAGGUCCCCCUACUGGUUCCAGGGCUGAAUUACCCCAUUGACACUUUUGUGGAGUGCUUGAGUGACAAAGGCAUCUCUGACAUCAUCAAAGUGUUUGUGCUGAGGGAAGGAAAGAGUGCUCCUCUCCUCACCGCCCACAUCAACAUGCCUGUGAGUGAAGGACUUGCACUGAACUGAGAGCGAAUCAGAAACUUCUAGCUGAGCUUCACAGGCGUCUUCAACUCUUG